Molecule: messenger RNA, 1927 nt
Organism: Octopus bimaculoides (California two-spot octopus)
Lineage: Eukaryota; Metazoa; Mollusca; Cephalopoda; Octopoda; Octopodidae
Product: m7GpppN-mRNA hydrolase NUDT17
Biological process (GO): NAD+ catabolic process; NADP+ catabolic process
Cellular component (GO): cytosol; peroxisome
Molecular function (GO): NADH pyrophosphatase activity
Source: RefSeq, a predicted model, not a curated record
GAGAGGCCACAGGCCUAGGGAAUGAAGAAACGCUGUAAAGCCAAGAGCUUUAUGGACGUGAAGCCCAGGGUAACCCCAAGACCAGCUAUAUCUGUCUCUAUCUAUAUACUACAUUGCUCUAUAAAUUAGAGCAGCGUUUUUCAAAUUGUGGGUUCCGACUCUUUAGUGGGUCGCGAGAUAAAUAAAAUGGGUCGUUUGAAAAACGCUGACUUAGACUCUGCUCCACUUUCGGAUUUAUGAUUUACCGACCACACAUACACACACACACACACGUGCGCACAUGCAUACCUUCCUACCUACCUACCUACCUACCUACAUACAUACAUACAUACAUACAUACAUACAUACAUACAUAUAUACAUACAUACAUGCAUGCAUACAUGCACGCACACACAUCCAUAGGGGAGAAGUCGUGGUUGUCUGGUCAGACCCGUGUUUCCCAAUCACAUGAUUUCGGCUCCAGUCCCACAUGUAUGGCGGCAGUCUAAUGACAGAAACAAGUCAAACAUAAAGGAUAAAAGAUAAGGAAAUAUAUUUUUAAAAAAAAACAAAAAAAUGUUUAAUAAACUGUCAAGGGAAGUAAUUCAGUUUUGAGCGGUUGUCAAGGGAAGUAAAUCAUUUGUUUUGGUGAGAAACGUGAAUCGAAAGAGGUAAAUGUUGUGAUGGAAGGGUCUUCUAUUCUUGAACAACAAAUGACUUAUCAGAGGGUACUUGUCCACCUGAAACACGCAACUCGAGAUACUCGACCAGUAUUGGCCAAAUUUACACAGUGUAUUGUGGAUUAUUUUGGUGCCACCCAUCUUCAAACUCCUGUUUAUGCAUGCCUGAAGAAUAAUUCUUUUAUAAUCAGCAAUGAAACUUUGGAUGACAGUCACAGCCAGCCAGUAUUUAUUAAACAUCCAUCCUUCUGUCCGAUAUUGAACCUAACCUCAGACCUUGAUGCAGCAACCAAAAGCAGAGGAAUUGAUGUUGGAGUUGCCGUUCUUCUUGAAAGUUCCGACCACAAAUUAUUGCUGUCCAGAAGAGCAAAUCACUUGCGUAUAUUUCCUGGUAUCUGGGUACCACCAGGUGGUCAUAUAGAAGCAAAUGAAAUGAUCACUGAUGCUGGUGUUAGAGAGUUCUUUGAAGAGACUGGUUUCAAAAUAAAUCCAGGACAAUGUGAAGAUGAGAAAUUAAACCUUAUCACACUUUGGGAAUCUGUCUAUCCAGCAAAGUUGACCUAUGGAAACCCUAAAAGACACCAUGUGGUUGCAUAUUUACAUGGGAAACUAAAGAGCAUGACAUCAAGCGAAGCAGAGAACCAUCUUCAGAUAGAACCUAAUGAAGUCGAUGCAUGUGCAUGGUUUAACAGACAGCAGAUUGCUUCUAUUGUAAGAUCAGAUGAAGAAGGAUUUAACUCCAGUGAGCAACAGAAUUCUUUGGACCCAGACUCUCAUUUCAGAGCUCACAUAUUGAAUGAGAAUAAAGAAAUGGUCACAACUGAACUCCCGUUGCUUCCUCUUCUGCAACUUGCCGACAAACAUAGUGAUUGCUCUCCAGGCAGGGUCAGCACUGGCACCAAAUUUGCUUUGCAACAAUGGUUGAAAAUAUCGAAAUAACACUGAACUGACAAAAUAAUUUUUAUUUAUGAUUUAAUCUAAUUAAAACAAAACCAGACAAUUUUAAAUUGCCAUCACAGCCCAUAUUUCACUGCUACAGCUGUUUGCAGCUAAAACUGAAAUUAUUUGCCACUAUAAGACAUUUCCAGAAGAUAGAAUUUCCAAGAAAGAGUUCUCUAUGUCAAAAAAACUAAGUUUUCUCAAUUUUCUCUUGCUUUCUGGUUUGCUAAUGUUUUGUGAAAAGUGAAAAAGAAAAAAAAAACACAUGUUCAAUGAAUUUCGUUAUGACUAAUUAUUUCCAUCUUAAUAAAAUGUCUCACUUCAUAAAA